GGGGUGGGAAAAAAAAACUCAAGGAGCUUUCUUUAUUACUUUGGCUUUCCAGUCUCGCUCAUCAUUCUCACUCAGUCCCUUUGCAGAGGUGAUUUUCCGCUUUGAUUCGGUCUGUUUUGGUUCUGCUGAGCUCAGAUUUCCAACUGGGGAAAAGUUUUUCGGGCACUCGGUAUCUUAGUUCUCAAGUUACCGUGUUUUGGGUUUUCAUUCAAUUAUUUUAUGUUGGGUUUUCACGCCGUAAACUUUUAACACAUUUUGAGGCGGUCGCAAUACAAGUUAAUUUGGAAUAACAAUCCCUUUCCGCUCGGAGCUCAACAGCAUUGGCUUGUUUGGAGUUGGUCAGUUUGCAUUGUGUGUAUGAACUGAGUUUAGUCCCUGUGCUGCAGCGAUGGCGAGUUUAGCUGCUGCCCUUGUGUUGAGCUGCUUGCUGCAGACAGUCAGUGGUGGGCUGACCGAUGCUGAAGUCUCCCCGCAGCCCCAGCCCCAGUGCUCCCGCCGCUGCGAUGUGUCCAAGUGCCCUAGCCCGAGCUGUCUGAAUGGCUAUGUGCACGAUGCCUGUCACUGCUGCCUGGUGUGCGCGGCCGGGGAGGGACAGAGCUGCGGGCUCCCGGGAGAUGUCGGCUGCGGGGACGGCAUGCAGUGCAAGUCUGUCCUCGGCAAGCGCCUGGCGAGGGGACCGGGCAUCUGCCGCUGCAAAUCCAACCACAAAGUGUGCGGCAGCGACGGCACCACCCAUGACAACGUGUGCAAGCUCAAGUUGGUCAGCAGGAGAGCCCUGCAGCUCAGACUGCCACCCGUCGUUCAAGUUCACAAGGGCGCCUGUAAACCAGGUCAUUCACAUCCAAACAGCCCGCGAUAUAAAUUUAAUUUUAUAGCUGAUGUGGUGGAGAAAAUUGCUCCUGCAGUCGUUCACAUAGAGCUAUUUUUGAGGCAUCCUCUAUUGAGAAGAAAUGUCCCAUUGUCUAGUGGCUCUGGCUUUAUAAUAUCAGAUAGUGGGCUAAUUGUGACGAAUGCUCAUGUUGUAGUGUCCAGCAACACUAUAAUGUCAGGUCAGCAACAGUUAAAGGUGCAAGUUCAUGAUGGAAAAAACUAUGAAGCAACAAUAAAAGAUAUUGACAAGAAGUCAGACAUAGCAACAAUAAAGAUUAAUUCUAAGAGAAAGCUACCAGUACUAUCUCUAGGUCAGUCUGUCGACCUCAGGCCAGGAGAAUUUGUAGUUGCUAUUGGGAGCCCUUUUGCUUUGCAAAAUACCGUAACAACUGGAAUUGUCAGCUCUGCUCAACGGGAUGGACGAGAGCUGGGUCUCAGAGAUUCAGAUAUGGAUUACAUUCAGACAGAUGCCAUCAUCAAUUAUGGAAACUCUGGAGGACCUUUAGUGAACUUGGACGGGGAGGUUAUAGGAAUAAAUACACUGAAAGUCACCGCAGGCAUUUCCUUUGCAAUUCCAUCAGAUCGCAUUGCAAUAUUUCUUACUGACUCUCGCGAUAAACACACCAAAGAUGUUACAGGUAUGAAAAAGCGUUUCAUUGGAGUGAGGAUGCUGACCAUAACUCCUGCCUUAAUAGAAGAACUGAAACAACGAAACCCUGAUUUUCCUGAUAUAAAUGCUGGCAUUUAUGUACACGAAGUGAUCCCGGAUUCACCAGCGUUCAGGGGCGGAAUCCAGGAUGGAGAUGUUAUUGUCAAAGUAAACGGAGUUCCCUUAAAGACAACCAAUGAUUUGCAAGAAGCUGUGAAGAAUGAGUUCCCUCUGCUGCUUGAAGUCCGCCGAGGAAAUGAUGACAUACUUUUUAACAUUGAACCUGAUUUAGUUAACAACUGAAAUGCAGCCAUCAUAAUUAACCCUUUCCAGCCUGGGAUAUUCCCCAUUGCUGUUUCCCCUUUUAAGGACCAAUCAAGCAGCUGGAACAGAUGGCACAGUGGAGUAAGGUAGUUGUUUGUGAUGUUGCCAGUCACCUUUAGGUGAUACCCAUCCCCCUCCACAUUACAUCCCACUUGUGAGCCCCUGUUAAAAGCCUUUUUUUUCCCCUUUGCCCCACUGCCCAUCCCACGUUGAAAUCUUUAGCACUUAAAACUGAUAAAUGCUAUUGGACUCUGCCUUUGGAGGAUGUAAUUUUAUUUCACACUUGUUUGAAUUAUGAGAGACAUGGGAACUUUUUAAUCCGAGGUUAAAAGGGCUGAUUUGGACUGGGUGGGAGGUUAAAGAAUUAAAGUAUAAUUUCAUGUCAUCCUGUCCCCUUCUAGUUUUGACAGAGGUGAGAUGAGGGGUGGGCCAACUCUUAGGAGGAAGGUUUACAAUUUAACCAUAAUGAAGCUUCAUACCAAUCCACAACUCUGACAGGCUGGAAUUUCCAGUGUGUUGAGAAAUCCAGCAACUCUAGGAAGGGGAAGAUGAUGGAUUCCAGGAGGUCAGUAUCUUGCUGCUUAGCUGCUGGAUCCUGCAUUCCUGCCUUAUCAACUCCCUGUAAUCUGACAUCUUGCUCCUCUGACCCUUCUGAUGUCUCCCCCAGGCCACCUCCACAAAAGCUUUUGACUCCGCCUACCCCCAUUCCCUGAGAUUUGAAAUCUGACAACUCUGAUCCCACUCCAGCCUGCACUUUCACAGAUUUCUGAUCCCUUCAGCCAGCCUGUACCACCUCUCAUAGAAUCCCUACAGUGUGGAAACAAGCCCUUUGGCCCAGCAAGUCACCACCAACGCUCUGAAGAAUAUCCC
Messenger RNA from Chiloscyllium plagiosum (whitespotted bambooshark), 2713 nucleotides. Its product is annotated as serine protease HTRA3. Gene Ontology annotation, molecular function: serine-type endopeptidase activity; protein binding. Gene Ontology annotation, cellular component: extracellular region. The record is from RefSeq and is a predicted model, not a curated record. NCBI's taxonomy places the organism in Eukaryota, Metazoa, Chordata, Chondrichthyes, Orectolobiformes, Hemiscylliidae. Gene Ontology annotation, biological process: proteolysis.